UUCAGCUUAUUUCUGAUUGUUUCAAACAAUUUAAAUUCUGAUUAUUUUGUCAACUAUGUCACAAAAACUUACAACAUUCACCACGAACAAUAUAAACCCUAAUGCGGGUCAAUCGUCAAUAACGGAAUUAUCCACAUUAUCCCGAUUCAACGAUCUCUCCCUAUCCGGGUUAAAAUCCGUGAAAGAAAGUUCCCUGCACAACUCCGGUACGCCGAAAGACAGUGGCAAUGAGAGUGAGAACGAAAUAGAGCUCAGCGGAUAUCGUCGAAUACGGACCGUGGGACAAGGCUCGUUCGGGGUUGCCGUUCUGUACGAGCGGAGCCUGGACGGUCAGGUGGUGGUGAUGAAGCAAAUCAAUCUCUCCGAUUUGACCAAGUCCGAGCGGGACCUGGCGAUGAACGAGGUCGAUGUGUUCUCAAAGCUGCACCAUCCGAAUAUAAUCGCCUAUUUGGGUAGUUUCGUUCGAGGAGAUUUCCUCUUCAUAGAGAUGGAAUUCGCUGAUAAGGGUACUUUAGCUCAAAUAUUGAUCGAGAAAAGUCACGGUGAACGUUUACCGGAGCGAUUUAUUUUGAACAUUUUUGAGCAGAUUACAAGCGCGAUAAACUAUAUGCAUUCGCAGAACAUUUUGCAUCGCGAUUUGAAGACGGCGAAUGUGUUUAUGAACAAGCGAGGGAUUGUUAAGAUCGGUGACUUCGGCAUCUCGAAAAUCAUGAGCACAAGAAUCCACGCCCAAACUGUGCUGGGCACUCCGUACUACUUCAGUCCGGAGAUGUGUGAAGGCAAGGAGUAUGAUGAGAAAAGUGACAUCUGGGCACUCGGAUGUAUUGUCGGCGAGAUGGCAUGCUUUAAAAAAGCCUUCAGUGCUACGAAUUUGUCCGAGCUCGUUUCGAAGAUUAUGACAGCAAAGUACGUUCCACUACCGGAAGGCUACUCCAAUACACUGAAGCACGUGUUGAGCCUGAUGUUGAAAAUAGACCCACAGGAUAGACCUUCCGCUUCUGAAAUCUUACAGUACUGGAUCCCACAUGUCUAUCGGAAUUUGGGAAAAACCGACGGCUUCAAGUACGUAGCAACCGAUUAUCAUGGCAACACUAAGAUGUCGCCGGAAGAGAGCCAGAUUGGUAUGUCUACGGCACCAGCGAACGCCUCGUUGAUGGGUACUGCAACUCUAAAUUACAUGGAAGCGUCUACGGCCACCACCAGUAACCUGCCGUUGGUAGAACGAUCGGUGCUUUAUCAGCUCAAAUCUUUUGGAAGUGCUACCAAUUUGACCCCACUGCAACUACCUCCUACAGGAAAAAUACGUCAAAUUGCUACAAAUGGAGAUCAUUUUGUAGCCGUCAUGUAUGAUGGCUCUGUGUACACCUGGGGUGAAGGAAACAAGGGUCAACUGGGCCACAACGCCUUGGAAACGUGGCGCCAUUAUCCCACCAGGGUAGAUGCAAUACGACGGUACACCGUGGUUGGGGCAGCUACGGGAAACGGUUUCACCUUGUUCUGGACAGAUCUAGGGGUGGUCCUAAGUUGCGGUGAUAAUUCGGCUGGAUGUCUGGGCCAUGGCGAUCGAAUAUCGCUUCUGGUUCCAAAGAUAGUUCAAAAGUUAAAUAAUAUUUGCAUAAGGCAGGUGGCUUGUGGUUCUCAGCACGUGGUCGCUCUCUCCGAUGGUGGCAAUUUGUAUACCUGGGGUUCAAGCAAUGAUGGUGCCCUGGGCCUUGGGAAACAGAUACUAGUCAGUACCGAACCUCGACGCUUAAUCAUUUCACAAAUGAUACAGGAUAUUCGGAGGAUCUGCUGUGGUCCGGAUUGUACGAUUAUUUUGACCGAAGGUGGAACGUGUUACUGCUGUGGCAGCAAUAGAUAUAACCGACUGGGAUUUGGAACCAGAAUUGUCCAAAUUACGGCUUUACAAAGGGUUACGUUUGUCAAUGAGAAAAUAAUUGAUGUUAGUGUUGCUGAAACUUUUGGAGCAUAUUUGAUCGAUGGAGGCUACGUCAUCACUGCAGGGGACAAUAGAAAUGGACAACGUGGGCUGGGACAGACGGAUGAGACGGGGGAUCCUACUUUACUGAAGAACUUAUUGCCACGUUUUAUCACGAGAAUUAGGUGCUAUUCAACAUAUGUAGUGGCAACAUCAGACGACAAUUGUGUGUUGUUUUGGGGUACAAGAUUAGGAAUACCGGAAACUGGUCAUAACUCAACAUUGGAUGCUGCAAAUAACAAUCAUCCCAACAAAGUACCGGACAAUUCAUCAAUUGAAAAUAACACAGCUGCAUUCACAAACUUUCUGACAUCUGUUUAUAAAUACGAGACAAUAUUGGACCCUAUAGAUAUUCUGGCUCUUUACUCCUCGAAGCAACAACAGGACAAAGGCAGUUAUGUCAAGCUAAUGGAUGUUCAUCCCUUGAUGCAUAGCACUCUGAUUGUGGUGGAUACCACGUGCCCUCUUGUUUAGAUACGUGAAGUUGAAAGCUUUCCAAAAAUCAGUGAAUGUAACAGUGAUAAAAGUUCAAAAGUUUGAAUAUGUUUUACUUCUAAGAUUUGAAUAUAAUCUGUGUGCAUUGGUAAGGAGAUGAUUCAACUUUUCAGUGAAUAAAUGUUUCU
Molecule: messenger RNA, 2601 nt
Organism: Armigeres subalbatus
Lineage: Eukaryota; Metazoa; Arthropoda; Insecta; Diptera; Culicidae
Product: serine/threonine-protein kinase Nek8
Exons: 7
Coding region: 56-2452 (798 amino acids)
Biological process (GO): protein phosphorylation
Molecular function (GO): ATP binding; protein kinase activity
Source: RefSeq, a predicted model, not a curated record